This is a messenger RNA of Jaculus jaculus (lesser Egyptian jerboa), 1329 nucleotides long. It is a transcript of the gene Fcgr1a, whose product is annotated as Fc gamma receptor Ia. The transcript has 6 exons. Bases 48 to 1133 code for a protein of 361 amino acids. NCBI's taxonomy places the organism in Eukaryota, Metazoa, Chordata, Mammalia, Rodentia, Dipodidae. Gene Ontology annotation, molecular function: transmembrane signaling receptor activity. The record is from RefSeq and is a predicted model, not a curated record. Gene Ontology annotation, biological process: regulation of immune response; cell surface receptor signaling pathway.
GUCAAUGUCUUGCACGUUGCAGACUUUAUUAGCAGCUUGGAGGUGACAUGAGGCUCCUGGGGGUGAUGACUCUGCUCCUCUGGGGUCCAGGUGGUGGGCAAGUGGCCAACUCCACAAAGGCAGUGAUCACCUUGCAGCCUCCAUGGUCCAGUGUGUUCCAAGAGGAAAAUGUCACUUUGUGGUGCAAGGGGCCCCAGCGGCCUGGGGAUGACUCCACACGGUGGUUUCUCAACGGCAAAGCCAUUCAGACCUUCACCCCCAGAUACAGCAUCAUUGCUGCCAGGGUCGAUGAUGGUGGCGAAUACAGGUGCCAGACAGGUCUCUCAAUGCCAAGUGACCCUGUACAGCUAGAAAUCCACAGAGACUGGCUGCUACUCCAGACUUCCGGCAGAGUCGUCACUGAAGGAGAACCUCUGACCUUGAGGUGUCACGCUUGGAAGAAUAAGCUGGUGUACAAAUUGCUUUUCUACCGAAAUGGAAAACCCUUCCAGUUUUCUCAAGAUCCUGAACUCACCAUUCUGAGAACCAACGUGAGUCACAGUGGCGUCUAUCACUGCUCAGGCAUGGGAAGACAGCGCUACACGUCAGCAGGAGUGUCUGUCACCGUGAGAGAGCUAUUUGCAGCCCCGGUGCUGAAAGCGUCCUUGUCCCUCCCCGCCCCCGAGGGCAGUCUGGUCACCCUGAGCUGUGAAACACAAGCGCUCCUAGAGAAGCCUGGCCUGCAGCUUUCCUUCUCCUUCCACAAGGGCAACGGGACCCUGAGGGGCAAGAACACUUCCUCAGAGUACCAGCUGCCAAGUGUUAGAAGAGAAGAUUCUGGAUCCUACUGGUGUGAGGUGGCCACAGAAGACGGAAGUGUCAUCAAGCACAGCCCUGAGUUGGAGCUUCUGGUGCUUGGUCCCCAGUCACGAACUCCUGUCUGGUUUCACAUCCCUUUCUAUCUGACAGUAGGAAUAAUAUUUUUGGUGGACACUGUGAUCUGUGUGAAAAUAUAUAGAGGACUGCAAAAAAAGAAAAAGUGGAACUUGGAAAUCGCUGUGGCCUCUGAUCACGACAAGAAAAUAACUUCUGACCUUCAAAAUGAUAGGCAGUUUGAAGAGAUGAAGUGUCGGGAACAAGAUAAAUCACAGUAAAAAAAAAAAAAAAAGGCAACACUGGAAAAGCCCCAGGAAACGUGCAGCGCAGCCCAGGGGUCGGCUGUGGACCUGGACAGCCCCACCCCGUCCUGUCUGCGUGAGUACCGAGGCAUGAUUUUCCAAACGUAGAAAGACACUAGAACUGUAGGCCCCGCGCCAUACAGCUGUUAAAUAAAGCAAACAUACGAGCUGA